AAUGGAUGAGAUUCUGCCGUUUGUGUGUUUGCGGCUUGGCUCGUAUGCAGGCCGGAGCUGCUUGACUGAGAGACGGAGCUGCUUGGUUGAGAGAAGAAGUGGCUUGGAACAGGUCCAAUAAGGACAUGCCUUGUCGAAAAAGCAAUCACGGAUACGGAAACUUCCAAGUUUCGGUGUGUUUCCGUCCGUUCUCCUCCCAUCAGAGUCCUCCAUCAUCAUGCUGCUUGCUCACCUCCCGUCAGAGCUGCUGGUCCUUAUCGGCCAGUUCUGCGGCCGCUCGGCGCAGAACGAGCUCACCCGAGUCAAUCACCAGUUCCACGACGUCUUCAAUCCCGUCCUCUACCGCCAAAACCGUCUCCACGAUCCUCCAGCCGAGUCUUGCAUCUUUUGGGCCGCUCGCAACGGCCGCCUGGACACGCUGAGGGUCGCAGUCGCACACGGCGCCGACAUG
Messenger RNA from Ilyonectria robusta, 451 nucleotides. RefSeq lists its product as uncharacterized. The record is from RefSeq and is a predicted model, not a curated record. Lineage: Eukaryota; Fungi; Ascomycota; Sordariomycetes; Hypocreales; Nectriaceae. The annotation marks the transcript as partial. The transcript has a single exon.